Molecule: messenger RNA, 1047 nt
Organism: Trichoplax adhaerens
Lineage: Eukaryota; Metazoa; Placozoa; Uniplacotomia; Trichoplacea; Trichoplacidae
Exons: 11
Coding region: 1-1047 (348 amino acids)
Biological process (GO): pyruvate decarboxylation to acetyl-CoA
Cellular component (GO): pyruvate dehydrogenase complex; mitochondrion
Molecular function (GO): acyltransferase activity
Source: RefSeq, a predicted model, not a curated record
AUGCAACAAACUAGUAAGAGUUAUGGCGAUACUGUUCGACGAGUAGGCGUCGCUGAUACUGCUAGGACGAGGAUGACGAGCAAUGAAAAGAUGUCCAUCACGCUUGUCCUCCAUGCUAGACUAAGCUAUUUAUCUCCAAUAUUAUCACCUGCUGUCCGUCGUCUUAUCGAAACCCAUAAGAUCGAUCCAAAUCAAGUUACUGCAACCGGUCGAAAUGGACGUAUCUUAAAAGGUGAUGUCCUGGCCUACUUAGAAAGUAAAGAUUUUCAAUCAGCAGGAACAAAAGUGGAAUCGGUUAGAUCUCCUCCAAAACCUUUACCACCUAUCCAAUCUCCAAAAAUGCCGAAAAUGGAUAAAUCAGUGCCUAUGCCCAAUAAUAAGUCUAGCGCAGGUUAUGUUGAUAUUGAAAACACCCAAUCGGAGCGUUCACUUGCGAGAAAAGUAACGGAAUCAAAGUGGCAAGUACCCCAAGCGUAUGUAGUUGUGGACUGUUAUGCCGAUAAUCUAGCAAAAUUUUGCAAAGAUAUGGCUGAUUUAGAAAUUACCAUGGAUAGUUUAAUUGUAAAAGCCGCUAUACUUGCUUUAAAGACCAAUCCUGAUAUGAACGUUGCCUUAGUUGAUGAUGAAGUACAGUCAUUACCGCGUAUAGAUAUUUCUUUAUCGACAUGGGCAUCACGAACAAAAAUCACUCGCCCACUUUUUGAUGCUACAUCUCUUCGAGUAUCAGAAAUUGCCAGCAAGCUAAAGCUAUGGCAGUCUCAUAGUAAAGAAAAUCAGCUAGAAGAUUCAACCGCUGGCUCAUUUAACAUUACUUGUAUGUCGUCUAUGGGAAUUAAAAGUUCGACCGCUAUUGUAUUACCACCAACGUCCGCUGUACUAACCGUUGGGUCAGUCAAUAAAAUCAUAUGUGAAGAUGGUUAUCCAAUCGAUACUGUAGCAGCUACGUUAUCCUUUGAUGCUCGAUUAAUCGAUGAGCCAUGCGCCAGUCAAUUUAUGACCCAAUUCCGUUUUAACGUUGAAGAUCCAUCAUCCUGGCUGUUGCGUUAA